This is a messenger RNA of Acaromyces ingoldii, 1065 nucleotides long. Its product is annotated as molybdopterin synthase. The transcript has 2 exons. The coding region runs from base 1 to 1065 and encodes 354 amino acids. The record is from RefSeq and is a predicted model, not a curated record. Gene Ontology annotation, molecular function: cyclic pyranopterin monophosphate synthase activity; 4 iron, 4 sulfur cluster binding; GTP 3',8'-cyclase activity. Lineage: Eukaryota; Fungi; Basidiomycota; Exobasidiomycetes; Exobasidiales; Cryptobasidiaceae. Gene Ontology annotation, biological process: Mo-molybdopterin cofactor biosynthetic process.
AUGGCGCUGAGGGCCAAGGCGAAAGAAAGAAUAGACAAAGCUCCACCCCAUAGCUUCCUGAUCGAUGCAUUCAACCGUCGACACACGUACUUGCGCCUGUCGUUGACAGAGAAGUGCAACCUCCGCUGCCGGUACUGCAUGCCCGCAGAGGGUGUCCCCGUCUCACCUAGCGACGCCCUCCUCACAUCCGAAGAGCUCCUUCGGGUCGCGAGAUUAUUCGUUCGCGAAGGAGUGACCAAAAUCCGACUGACAGGGGGGGAGCCCACCCUGAGGAAGGAUCUCGUGGAGAUAGUCCGUGGUCUAGGCCAGCUCAGGGCAGAGGGUCUGCUUCAGCUUGGCAUCACGACAAACGGUCUCGCCCUUCAGCGCAGCAUUGACGAGCUCGUGGACCUCGGCCUCACGCAUUACAACUUCUCGUUGGAUACUCUCAACCCAUAUUCAUUUGAGCUGAUGACUCGGCGACCAGCUGCAGGCCUAGACAAGGUCCUAAAUAGCAUCGCCCGGGUCGCAUCUUUCUCACAAACGGUGGUCAAGAUCAACGUCGUGGUCAUGCGGGGCUUCAAUGACCAAGAAGACCUCAAGGACAUACUGAACUGGGCUAAAGAUCUGCCGAUAAUCGUUCGAUUCAUCGAAUACAUGCCGUUCGACGGUAACAAGUGGAGCCGGAACGCCCUGGUACCCUACCGGACGUUGUUGGAAAGGAUCGAGCAGUGGUUUGGGCCCGCUCAAAGGCUUUGCGAUGGCCCCAACGACACGACGAAGCACUACAAGAUUGCGGGUGCAAGAGGAAGCUUUGGAUUCAUAACAAGCAUGAGCGAACACUUUUGCGGUUCGUGCAAUCGCCUCCGCAUCACGGCCGACGGUAAUGUAAAGAACUGCCUUUUCGAUGGGGAAGGGGAGCUUUCGCUCAAGGCUGCUCUCAGAAGCCCUGCCUCCCACGACGAUCACCUCAAAGAAAUCAUCGGUCGGGCAGUUGGUCGCAAACAUGCUCGCCAUGGUGGAGUGGGAAGCCUAGAGGACCUGGCGAAGAACAUCAAUCGACCGAUGGUCCGUAUUGGAGGCUGA